CUCUCUUCUGUUCUUUACGCGUACGCUCACUUUACCUUUCGCAUCGCUUCUUUUGGUUCGCUUUGUUUUCUGUCACCUGCUCUCCCAGUCCGGUGGUGGCGAAUUGAGGAGGAAGAGGAGGAGGAGAAGAGUCGAAGUCGUGUGGAUUGCUUUCUGCUUCCCAUCCCAAAGCGGCCGUGCGCCGCGGUUUUCUUGGCGAGGAAGGAGGUUCGAAUCCCUGAACCCGCGGAGAGCGGUUACCCGCUAACACUUCGUUUCCACUUCCCGCAAAACUCCCUUUCUUGCCCCGUUCCCCUCAUCGCGCACGCGAAAUAGCUUGAGUUUUGAGGCCGCCGUCCCCGCUCGACGAUGGACUCCGAGGAAUCACGGGUUGUUGUUCCAAGGAACUUCAGAUUGCUGGAAGAGCUUGAAAGGGGAGAGAAGGGCAUCGGUGAUGGUACUGUCAGCUAUGGAAUGGAUGAUGCUGAUGAUAUUUAUAUGUGUUCUUGGACUGGAACCAUUAUAGGUCCUCAGAAUACUGUUCAUGAAGGGCGGAUAUAUCAGUUGAAACUGUUCUGUGACAAAGACUAUCCUGACAAACCCCCUGCUGUCCGGUUUCAGACACGGAUAAACAUGACAUGCGUCAACCAGGAAACCGGGAUGGUUGAACCUGGCCUAUUUCCGAUGCUUGCAAACUGGCAGAGAGAAUACACCAUGGAGGACAUUCUACUGACCUUAAAGAAAGAGAUGUCAGCUCCCCAGAACCGGAAGCUCCACCAGCCUCCAGAAGGAAGCGACGAUCAGAGGAUGGAACAGAAAGAUCUAGCGCAAAGGUGUGCUAUCCUUUGAGCCUUUGUGAGAGGGCGAAAAAUCAUCUAAGAUGAUGUUAAUUGGCAUAUGAAGCAUGUGACGGGGACUGUUUGCUUCUUGUGGGAGUUUGGGUGGGGAGGUUGCCGAGUAAAUAAACUAUAUUGUAAGUAUUAGUUAUGCUUUUGUGCAUAACCAGUGCCUUGCAAUUAUGUAACCAAUAAAAGCUUUUAUUUCCUGGUCGUGGACUAUGUAAUAUUAGUUGUGUCGAAUGAUCCUAAAAGCUCAUUUGGUACUUUACUGUUGCCUUAGAUAAUGUAAGCUUAUUGGAGGAUGAACAUGUAAUGAAAUUGUUUUGUCCAUUUGUUUAUAUAUAUUUUAAAGAGUUA
This is a messenger RNA of Musa acuminata AAA Group (dessert banana), 1175 nucleotides long. Its product is annotated as ubiquitin-conjugating enzyme E2 variant 1D. Bases 349 to 828 code for a protein of 159 amino acids. The transcript is spliced from 5 exons. The record is from RefSeq and is a predicted model, not a curated record. Gene Ontology annotation, cellular component: nucleus. Lineage: Eukaryota; Viridiplantae; Streptophyta; Magnoliopsida; Zingiberales; Musaceae. Gene Ontology annotation, biological process: protein K63-linked ubiquitination; DNA damage tolerance.